CUAAGAAGUGCCUGCAAGCUGGCAAUUCAUUAUUUUAAUAAGACUGAACAUGGAUUAGGCAAGGAGAGAGUUGACUAAGACCUUAUGUUUUAUAUAUUCUCAUGGAGCAAUAAACGCAAUAUCUUCUCAAACACAUCUACUUUUAUUCUUUGAAACUUUUACUCUUGUUUCCUAUUUUUGAUCAAUCAUCAAAAAGAUGCCGAUUCUAAAAGGGUUCGAACACCUUAGAAUGAAACUAGAUGCUAUAAAAAAAGCAACUAACGAAUUUGCAAUAGAUAAUCAUAUCGGCGGAGGAGGAUUUGGACCGGUGUUCAAGGGAGAACUCAUUUCCGACGAGAAGACGACAAAGACAGUGGCUGUAAAAUGUUUAAACCGCAAGUUUGGCCAAGGAGAUCCUGAGUUUUUGAAGGAGAUCAUUAUGCUUUCAGCUUAUAAGCAUGAAAAUAUUAUCUCCCUCUUAGGCUAUUGUGAAGAGAAAGAUGAGAAGAUCCUAGUCUACGAAUAUGCAUCUAAGAAAAGUCUCGACAAACAUCUUACCAGCCACGAGUUAACGUGGGUCAAACGCCUUAAAAUAUGCAUCGGAGCAGCUCGUGGAGUGGCAUAUAUUCAUAAUCCUGCUGGAGGUCAUCAAAGACUACUGCAUCGCGAUAUCAAGAGUUCCAACAUUUUAAUAGAUGAAAAUUGGAACGCCAAGAUCGCAGAUUUUGGUUUAGCCAAAAUCGCUCCAGCCAACCAGCAAAACUCUUUUAUUAUCACCAAUAAUAAUAAUGUUGUAGGUACGGUAGGGUAUACUGAUCCUCAAUACAUGGAGAGGGGAAUACUAACAAAGGAAUCCGAUAUUUACUCGUUUGGUGUUGUUUUGUUUGAGGUUUUGUGCGGGAGGGUAUGUAUUAUUAACAUUAAUGAUACAUCUACUCCAUUUUUGACUCAUAUAGUAAGAUACCAUCAUAGACGAAAGAAGCUAAAGGAACUUGUUUGUCGUAACAUAAAGGAUGAAAUACAUCCCAGUUCUUACAAGAUCUUUUCAGAAAUUGCCUAUCAAUGUUUGCACGGAGAGUACGAUUUACGUCCAUCUAUAGAGCAGAUCGUGAGAGAACUUGAAACAAGCCUUGAAUAUCAAUCAGUCGCAGACACAAAUUCGUCCUUAGUGAAAGAGUUUGGACACCUCAGAAUUGGACUUGAUAUCAUAAAGCAUGCCACAAACAACUUUGGUGAUGACCACUUUAUAGCGGAAGGUGGAUCUGCAGGGAAUUUAUACAGAGGAGAAUUCAAACACUCUAAGGGACAAGUCAUGUGUGCUGUAAAGCGCUUGGAUUGUACCAUAGCCGAUACAGAUCUUUUGUUUUGGAGAGAGAUCAUGUUGCUGACAAGUUAUAAACAUCAAAAUAUUGUCUCUCUUAGAGGAUUUUGUGACGAGAGUAAGGAAAAGAUCAUUGUGUACGACUAUGCAAUUCAUCAGCGCCUUGAUGUUCUUCUACUUGAUCCCAAAUUCACUUGGAUUCAACGUCUCAAGGCAUGUCUUGGGGCUGCAUGUGGCUUGGAGUACCUUCAUGAUCAUAAGGGUACACAUCAUGGUCAUAUUAGAAGUGCUAACAUCUUGUUGGACAGAAAUUGGAAUGCAUAUAUUACAGAUAUUGGCCUAUCCAGAUACGGGAAAGACAACGAAGAUCACAGGAUCCUUUUCUUCGAUGAGGAAGUCCCUCUUGGCUAUUUUGAUCCAAUAUAUAAAGAUACUGUGUUAUUGACAAAGGAAUCUGAUGUCUACUCGUUGGGUGUGGUGCUAUUCGAAGCUUUGUGCUCAAGGCCUUGUAUUGAUAAUAGUUAUGAGGAUGCGCGUCGAUCCCUACCAAUAUUAAUUAAGAAGAACUAUCUAGAGCAGAAACUAGAUAGUGUUGUGGAUGAUAAUCUAAGGCAACAGAUUGGUCAAAGUUGUUUUGAUACAUUCGUAGGACUUGCAUACCAAUGUUUGGAAAGUAAUAAGUCACGACGCCCCACAACUAAUUUGGUCGUGAGCACGCUUAAAACUGCACUUGAAUAUCAAGAGGUCUUUGAAGCAAAAGCAAAUCGCCUAUUGGAUUUUGAAGAAAUCUGUCCUCCCGGGGGAAGCGAUUUGGUAAUUUUGUACACAACAAGCGUCAAAGGCAUCAGAAAGACGUCAAAAGAUUGCUCCAGGGUUCACUCUCUACUCAAGAGUUUAAAGGUUUUAUACCAAGAAAGGGAUGUAGCGAUGUACUCGGAUUUCAGAGACGAAUUGCAGAAAUUAGGAAAAUUAACGGCACUACCUCGGCUGUUUAUAAAGGGUAGGUACAUUGGCGGAGCAGAUGAUAUUUUUCUGUUGCACGAGCAAGGAAAAUUCCAGCCACUCGUUCGUGAUAUACUAAACAUAUCGGAAGGGCCAUGCAAAAGGUGUUCUGGAGCUCGGUCUGUGGUGUGCCGUAAGUGUAAUGGUAGCAAUAUUCUGAAAUCUGUUGAAGGGGGCAGAACGAGGUGUACGGAAUGUAACAAGAAUGGUUUGAUCAAAUGCCCCAUUUGCUUCUGAAAAUAUUUAUUUUUAAUUUGGUCCGUGCCAUGUGUAUUGUUGCCACUUGUCACUAUCAUGUGAUGAUAAAUCUGGUUUGAGUAUUUAUGUAUGUAUAUGUUAUUAUCCCAUAUUAUUGAUGGAUUACGGUCUCAUCUUCCUCUAUGCAUUGAAGUAAAAUCUCUCUUAAGGUCGUGCCUUGUACAACAUACCGCGGUAUAGUACGGUAUGCGGUAAACACCGCACUGACCCCCCAAAUUAAAAGUGUGGUGUGAAUAUUGUGUGGUACAACUUUACCG
This is a messenger RNA of Lactuca saligna, 2817 nucleotides long. The record is from the annotation of a GenBank genome assembly. NCBI's taxonomy places the organism in Eukaryota, Viridiplantae, Streptophyta, Magnoliopsida, Asterales, Asteraceae.